AUGAGUAACUUGAGUCCAAAUGGGGUCCCACCUAAGGUGAAGCCUGGGUAUACAAAUCCUGCAUUUAGAGCAAUGGGUAUUCCACCAUUAAAAUUACCGUCAAGAAACUGGAUGAUUUUUUGGUCAGUGGUGACUGUGUCUGUAAGUGGUAUACUGUACGACAAGCAGAAACAAAAACAAAUUAGAAACCAUUAUCAAGAUAUUGUUAAACCACUGGCGAAUGAACCAAUUGAUGUCAAUUUACGGCCAAGAAAAAUUACUGUGUUUAUUGCACCACCACCAAAUGAUUAUUUAGAUUCUUCUUUAAAGAUCUGGAGACGUUAUAUUAAACCAAUCCUGUACUAUGCGGGCGUUGAUUAUGAAAUUGUUCAAGAAGAAAAGCAGGGCAUGAUAAGAACCGAAGUUGCCAAUAGAGUAAGAGCAGUAAGGAGACAACUUUUGGAAGCCCGCAAUCAAGAAAAGCCGCUUUCACACGAAGGCACGUCAAAAAAUGAGUUUAUUCCCCUGGAUGAAUAUGACCCCGAGCAAGCAAAAAGAUUCAAGGCAAAUUUCGAUUAUAGAAAUGUUAUUGGUCCAUUUCUUGGCAAAGAUAAGCCUGUUGUAACAGAAGCAGAUUCACUUACUCCAUCGGAAUUGAGUGGUGGUGUGAUAUGUUUAGGCAGAGGUGCAUAUAAAGAGUACAUCACUGGUCUUCAUGAAGGAUUGUUGGGUCCAUUAGAAGCUCCGGUGAAAGUGAGAGUAGCGAACGCUGAUGACAAGCAGUCAAGUCAGAUACAAUCAGCUGAAACAAAUGUGGCAUGUGAAACUAUUACUGAAAGUCAAUCUGAGGAACCAAAUGUAGGUGCUGAUAGUAAUGCAAAUGAGGAUGAGAAACAUUCUGAAGAGGAACACUCCGAAGAGAAACAAUCGGAAAAAGACUCAAAAUCAAAAAUAUCCAAGCCUUUCAUCACUCCGGCAGAUUACGCAAAUGUUGAAAUACCACACGAACUAUCACUCUCGGGUCAAAGUUCUGUGGUAAGAGAUCCAAAGACCAAUAUACCACUUCUACUUCAUCAGCCUGUUCUUGCAAUCUCAGUCCCAAAUCUCGUAGGAUUUUUGAAGAUACCGGAGAGAAUUUACAGGUUUUAUAGAAAACGGUACUACUGCGAAGAAGUUUGCUCUGCUGUAACUGAUCUCGUUGUUCAGAAAAAUAUCAGGCCGUUCAGUCAUCCACAGGACUUAGGGUUGGCUAUUGAAGAGGAAGAUGAUUGGCCAAAAAGUUGGGUAAAGGAGGGGUUGAAGCGUCAAAGUGAAUGGACAAGUGACCUAAAAGAUGAUCCAAGAAUCGUUGAAUAUGUAACUCUCUAUAAUGAGAAAAAGGAGGAGUAA
This is a messenger RNA of Zygotorulaspora mrakii, 1368 nucleotides long. It is a transcript of the gene TIM54, whose product is annotated as Tim22-complex subunit TIM54. The record is from RefSeq and is a predicted model, not a curated record. Bases 1 to 1368 code for a protein of 455 amino acids. The transcript has a single exon. Gene Ontology annotation, cellular component: membrane; cytoplasm; intracellular membrane-bounded organelle. Gene Ontology annotation, biological process: sphingosine biosynthetic process. Lineage: Eukaryota; Fungi; Ascomycota; Saccharomycetes; Saccharomycetales; Saccharomycetaceae.